AUUUCAAGUGUAGACCUUAGGAUCUUAUUACUCUAUGUAGAAUGCUGGUUGUAACUGGAACAGGAAAGAUGCCAAAGGAUCGAUUUCUUCUUUGCUAUUCUCUCAUUAGUGUUAUCUUCAUUCUAAGCCUUGAAAACUGCUUAGGAAAACCUCUGGACAGGGAUGGGAAAACCAGAAAUGAUAUUCAUUUCGAGAUUCCAGAAAGUAUUCGCAAAGAAAUUCAAGAUCAUAAAAGCAUUGCAAACGAUGUCAUAACAUUCGUUCUCAAUGGACCAGCAAAGCAUCAAGUGUACAACAGACUCGCAGACUUUACUGAUAGAUUCGGUAGCAGAAUUGCAGGAUCUCAAAAUCUCGAGAAUGCAAUCGAUUAUAUGUUGAACGCGCUCAAAAAAGAUGGACUCGAAAAUGUCCACGGUGAAGAAGUUAUGGUGCCCCAUUGGGUCCGGGGGGGUGAAUCGGCGGAAAUGCUGCAACCAAGGGAACACAAGAUGAGUAUUUUGGGUCUAGGCUCAAGUACUGGAACACCCCCUGAAGGGAUCACUGCUGAAGUUUUGGUAGUGAAAUCUUUCGAAGAACUCACUACAAGAGCAGAUGAGGCUAAAGGCAAGAUCGUAGUGUUCAACCAGGAUUUUAUCUCUUAUGGUGAAACAGUAAAAUAUCGAGAUUUUGCAGCUCAGAGGACAGCACAAGUAGGGGGCAUGGCCUCCUUGAUCAGAUCUGUAACUCCAUUUUCAAUCAACAGUCCCCAUACUGGCUGGCAGGAUUACAAGAAAGGUAUUCCUAAGAUUCCUACUGCAUGCAUUACUGUUGAAGAUGCUGAAAUGAUGUGGCGUAUGGCUCAGCGUGGGGACAAGAUUGUUGUUAAACUAAUCAUGUCAGCAAAAUCCCUGCCACCAGUCAAAUCAAGGAAUACUGUGGCUGAGAUAAUUGGAUCAAAGUACCCUGAACAAGUAGUUUUGGUAAGCGGGCACCUUGACAGCUGGGACGUCGGUGAAGGUGCGAUGGAUGAUGGGGGUGGGGCUUUCAUCUCAUGGCAAGCACUGUCCAUCUUUCGGCAAAUGAACCUCCGGCCUAAACGGACUCUGCGCAUGGUGCUUUGGACCGGUGAAGAAGAAGGUCUUAUUGGUGGGAUGAAGUAUUACAAUGACCAUAAGGUGAAUGUUAGUAAUUACGACCUCGUUAUGGAGUCCGAUAUUGGGACCUUUAAACCUCUGGGACUGGACUUUAAAGGGAAUGCAGCUGCGAAUGAGAUUAUGAAGGAAGUCUUGCAGCUUUUAAUGCCAAUCAACGCCACCCAACUUGCUCACGGUUAUGUGGAUGGGGAUAUUACUGGCUGGGUGAAUGCGGGCGUUCCUGCUGGUAGCCUGAAGAAUGAAAACGAGAAGUACUUUGACUUCCAUCACUCCGAUGGGGAUACUAUGACGGUGCAGGAUCCGGAUGAGAUGGACUUGUGUGCCAUUGUUUGGGCUGUUGUGGCUUUUACAGUGGCUAAUCUGGAAGAAAUGCUUCCCAGAUAGAUGGUAACCCUGUCACCAAUCUAGAAACAUGAGUUGGACUUGUGUGCCAUUGUUUGGGCUGUUGUGGCUUUUACAGUGGCUAAUCUGGAAGAAAUGCUUCCCAGAUAGCCGGAAACCUUGUUGCCAAUCUAGAAACAUUUCAUUUUUGUUAUAAUAUAAGCCCUCUUCCUAAUCUUACCUCAAUUGCUUUUACUUUAUUUUUUUUAUUUUUUGUUUUUGUUUUUUUAUUACGUUUAUUUUUUUAUUACGUUUUUAUAUACAAAAGUUUAGUUGAUAAUAUUAUUAUUCAAUACAACGUAUCCCUAAUUCGUAAAGCAUGCUAGUUUUCUAUGCCAGUCAGUUUAAUUUUUGAGUUUCAUAUAUUUUUAAUGUAUAGGUAAACGUAAAGAAACGUAAAGAGUUCGAAUUACUUAGUUCUGUUUCCUUUAGCUACUGUAUAAUGUGCGGCUAUCCUAUAUUUUACGCCCAAUAAUCAUAAUUUUGCUCUUCAAAAGAUUUCAUAGGAUAAUAAAUUCGCUCUUAUUGGA
Nematostella vectensis (starlet sea anemone) is the source of this 2044-nucleotide messenger RNA. Its product is annotated as carboxypeptidase Q. Gene Ontology annotation, biological process: peptide catabolic process; proteolysis. The record is from RefSeq and is a predicted model, not a curated record. The coding region runs from base 42 to 1517 and encodes 491 amino acids. The transcript has 4 exons. Lineage: Eukaryota; Metazoa; Cnidaria; Anthozoa; Actiniaria; Edwardsiidae. Gene Ontology annotation, molecular function: metallodipeptidase activity.